AUGUACAUGGUAUGGUCGAUUGUCUUCCGAGCGCCCUACAGCGAAGCACCUAGUGCAGCACGUUUGCUAUUUGCACCGGGCAACUGGGUAGUGAUCAUGACGACCAUCGGACACAUUUUGCUUGUUCUUAUACCACUUGCUCGAUCAUAUAGAACAAAGAAUUCCUACAGCAUACACGCUCUCGAAAUCGACAGCAGCAGCAGCAGCUACAAUAACAACAACAGCAACCGCAGUAGCUUGGAUGAUUUAUUCGGCAAUGCAUCCGAUCCUGGACGACGACGAAGGCAAAAGCCACACCAAACACGUAGAAACGCAGGAACAGAGUUGCCACGCUUACCAAACACGCACCCACAUUACGAAUUGACGGCAGAUGCACUUGAUCAAGCACUACAAGACCCGGAUACGAUCAAAAGUCUCAAAGAACUUGCAACCAAAGAUUUUAGUGUGGAGAACGUUUUGUUUUACGAGGAAUACCUCAAAGUUCGGAGGAAAAUUGCCUAUAGCCAGCAGUUGGGCAAAAUGGAUGAAUCAAAUCAUACUACCACUACUAGUGGUGCUGCUACUACAAGUGUAGUGGUAGCAUCAGCACCAGCGCCAGACAACCUAAACAAGGCUCAUAAAAGAGAAUCAUCUACAGUAUCGUUGCCAUCAGCAACUAUGAAUGAUAGCGGUGAAAGCGAGCAACAACAACAGCCACUGUUGAUCCAACAGCAUCAAUGUGCACGACGUGUUCCACCCAGCUGCAUAGCGGAUUGCAUUGGGCUCUACCAGACAUUUAUUCCCGAUAGUGCCCCGUUACAAAUCAACAUUACGGCCAAAGCACGCAAAAUAAUCGAGGCAGGGUUUAUCCAAUCAACAACAGCAACAACGACAAGCCAUGGUACUACUGCUCCUGUAGACGAGAACAACAACAGCAACAAUAAUAAAACGAGUAGUGUCACUAUCAACGAAGCCAACUUUACUCUGGACAGUUUUGAAAAGGCUCGCUCUGAAGUGUUUUGGAACAUCUUUACCAGUGUGUUUCCGAAACUCGUCAAUCUGUAG
Zychaea mexicana is the source of this 1044-nucleotide messenger RNA. RefSeq lists its product as uncharacterized. The coding region runs from base 1 to 1044 and encodes 347 amino acids. The record is from RefSeq and is a predicted model, not a curated record. The transcript has a single exon. NCBI's taxonomy places the organism in Eukaryota, Fungi, Mucoromycota, Mucoromycetes, Mucorales, Lichtheimiaceae.